Scutellospora calospora is the source of this 327-nucleotide messenger RNA. Lineage: Eukaryota; Fungi; Glomeromycota; Glomeromycetes; Diversisporales; Gigasporaceae. The record is from the annotation of a GenBank genome assembly.
AUGAAAAUUAUAUCACCACAUGAUAAAGAUAGUGUAUUAGUUGUUUCACCUCUCCUACCUCCUCUUAUUGAAGAUAUAGAAGAAAAUAUAUUUAUCAAUUCAGAUGAUGAAUUAACAACUGAGAAGCUUCAGCAAACACUAAAUGUAUUGUAUAUUCAUAAUCCAAUGCCGAUUAAAGAUUUAUUAGACCUUGAAGAGGAAAAAGCAGAGAUACACCAACAAUUUAACGAUGAUAACUUUUUAGAUAUUCUGCGCAAUGCUCUGCAAAUUGUUGAUAAAAGAAUUGAUGAUAGUGAAGUUACAAUGAAGUCUUUGUGCAAGCUUUAA